GCAGAGCAGAAGAGGUCAGGAUCACUGAUAUCUCAGGAGUAGCAUGUGUGUGUAUCAUCACAAACACCUCAGCAUCAUCAGUCCUCUGAAGGAGCAGCAGGUGGGAGCUAAGAAACAAACAUGGUGGCAGCACCAGCUCUGCGCUCGUGCCCAGCUGUUUUCCAGGCGGAAGUGCACACCGGAAGUGAUCGUGGUUGUGGUUGUUGGUGUAAACAUGGCGUCCUCGGCUGCUACCCGGGUCGCCGGAGCUGCGCGGGCGGUGAAGCCGAUCCUCAGCCGCGAUGUGGACGAGGCCAAGCGGCGUGUGAGGGAGCUGUACCGGGCCUGGUACCGGGAGGUACCGAAUACCGUGGCAACGUAUCAGCUGGACAUCACGGCACGUCAGGGCCGAGACAAAGUGAGAGAGAUGUUCGAUAAGAACAAACACAUCCGCGACCCGCGCGUCAUCGACAUGCUGGUCAUCAAGGGUAAGAUGGAGCUUCAGGAGACCAUCAACGUGUGGAAACAGAAGACGCACAUCAUGCGCUACUUCCACGAGACGGAGACGCCGCGCUCCACCGACUUCCUGUCCAAGUUUUACGAUGGACACAACCCUUGACCUCUCUCUGACCUUUCACCUCAUGAUCUUCUCUGAUGCUGAACUGUAAAUACACUGCGUUCCUCACA
Pangasianodon hypophthalmus (striped catfish) is the source of this 666-nucleotide messenger RNA. RefSeq names its product NADH:ubiquinone oxidoreductase subunit A6 (gene ndufa6). Gene Ontology annotation, biological process: response to oxidative stress. The record is from RefSeq and is a predicted model, not a curated record. The transcript is spliced from 4 exons. Lineage: Eukaryota; Metazoa; Chordata; Actinopteri; Siluriformes; Pangasiidae. The coding region runs from base 44 to 598 and encodes 184 amino acids.